AUGACGAAGAUUUUUGCUUUUCUUAUUUUGAUGAUGAUUGCAGUUCAACUAUCAGAAGCCAACAUCAGAAGAUGUUUCUGUACAAUUAACCAUCUACGUCCAGACGGUCAUUUUAGUGCAAUUGAGGCAGAGAAAGAACUAGAUAGUUGUGGUAGCGACCAUUGGCUGAAACCUUUUUCAUGUGGUUGUAGUUCUAACACUAUGUACGGCUGCAGAUCAAAAUGUGACGACUACAUCAGCGGUUAUGCCGAAAAUUGUCCUGCGCAAUAUAAGGGCUUCAAAAUAAAGAAAAAUAUAUUUAUUCAACUGAACGUAAGAUUACAACAAGAAAAAAUGAAACAAGCUAUAUUAUUGGGAUGUUUGGUUGUUUUGGCUGUGUUCGAUUGUGGGUCUAGUUGGCUAAUUUCGGGCGAUACUAGAAAUUGUUUCUGUACCGCUGUGAAUAAUGAUAAUUAUGGAAGUGUAGUUCAGGAUUUUGGUUCCAUUCAGAGUUGUCAUGGUGUGCCAACAUGUGCCUGUCGAAGGCACGAGAUGAUGUCGUGUGGUACAGCAUGUGAUAGAAAAGUAAAAGAAUGGUGUGCAUCACGUAACUCAGGAGUAAAAGUACGAGCUUCUUACAAAGCCAGCUCUUGUACCAGUGGGUACGGAAAUUCGUAUCAAUGUUAA
Lottia gigantea (owl limpet) is the source of this 666-nucleotide messenger RNA. RefSeq lists its product as hypothetical. The transcript is spliced from 5 exons. Lineage: Eukaryota; Metazoa; Mollusca; Gastropoda; Lottiidae. The coding region runs from base 1 to 666 and encodes 221 amino acids. The record is from RefSeq and is a predicted model, not a curated record.